Messenger RNA from Hemiscyllium ocellatum (epaulette shark), 1146 nucleotides. Its product is annotated as BH3-interacting domain death agonist-like. Lineage: Eukaryota; Metazoa; Chordata; Chondrichthyes; Orectolobiformes; Hemiscylliidae. The record is from RefSeq and is a predicted model, not a curated record. Gene Ontology annotation, cellular component: cytoplasm; cytosol; mitochondrion. Gene Ontology annotation, biological process: apoptotic mitochondrial changes; positive regulation of intrinsic apoptotic signaling pathway; positive regulation of release of cytochrome c from mitochondria. The transcript has 5 exons. Bases 120 to 716 code for a protein of 198 amino acids.
GGAGGGAAUUUGUGUGUUUCGCAUUUCCCAGCAGCAACUUGAACCGGAUUCGGCAAAGUCUGAGCGAAAGUGAAGCUGGAGCCUGUGAUCCGAGGCAGAAAGGAAGGUACAUUACGGAUAUGUCUUGGGACGCUGAUGCUUCCUUUGACGAACAGACCCAACAUAUUUUGUUGAAGUUUCUUCAAGAAAAUAAAGUUGAAAAUCGAACCUACCAACAAGAAAUUCAGAAACUUGAAAGUGAACUGAGAAAUGGAUCCAGAUUUGAUGAUGAUAUUCAGACGGAUGGUCACUGUCCUUCAGUACUUCAGCGGGCAGUCUUUCGUUCAUAUGAGGAACAAGCAAAUCGAGGUGAUGAAGAAUUGUACAGAGUUAUAGCUGCACAGUUGGUUGCGUUGGGAGAUGAAUUGGAUCAAAGUAUCAUUAAUCAUGCCUCGAUUGAAGAAUUUAUCCGUGCAAAUGAAACGAUGCAGCCCCAAGAGGAUGGAACCAGAAUUAUGUCUUCCAUGAUUGCCAGUUUAACCACUCAAAGAAAUGGCGUUACCCAAGAUAUGCCCCAGGAGAAAGUCUUCCUAUUACUGGCAAUGAUACUGUUCAAAAAAACUGUAGUAGAGAAACCUCUAUUGCUUCCACGCAUCUUCAGAACCACUGUCCAGUACAUUAGCAAUACACUCCAAAAUUAUAUCCAGAAUACUGGAGGAUGGCAAAAUAUACAUUGAGACAAGCAAGUAACAGAAAUACCUUCGAUACAAGUUUAGCCGAUUUCAUUUAUAUUCUUGUAAAACCAGGUUACAUGGAAGCCAUUUUAAGAAUCUUUUCAGUACUUUUGUUUUAUAAUAUGAAAUAACAAAUCUAUAGCUUUAACGAUCCUAACUGAAAACGGAAUGGAUUUAAAAGUAGAUAGAUAAUUGAGGCGUCACUAAAAAAAUGUUCCCAAAUGCAAUGAAAUUCUUGUAAUCUUUCUGAAUGCAUUCAGUUCUGUAUUCAAAUACUUGGUGAUUGCAAUUUCGAAAUUCAUGACAAUAUGAUUACAAAUACUAUAAGGAUAUUGCUUAUGUCUAGAAUAAAAAGUGUUAAAUUUACUGUUUUUUAAUUUAUAAUUUACAUGGGAAAAUUAACUGAAUUUAAAGAAUUACACCAUUUAAAUGU